Molecule: messenger RNA, 3560 nt
Organism: Panicum virgatum (switchgrass)
Lineage: Eukaryota; Viridiplantae; Streptophyta; Magnoliopsida; Poales; Poaceae
Product: lysine-specific histone demethylase 1 homolog 1-like
Exons: 4
Coding region: 150-2705 (851 amino acids)
Cellular component (GO): nucleus
Molecular function (GO): oxidoreductase activity; protein binding
Source: RefSeq, a predicted model, not a curated record
CUCUUCCCUUCCGACUUCCCCCCACUCCCGUUGCUUCCGCGGUUCCGCCCUAGCCCCUAGGCCCAGCCCUGAACGCCCCAAAUUCCCCAAAUCCCCCGGCCCCCGCUCCCACCCGCCGAGCUCGCCGUCAACCCUCCUCACAGGACCCAAUGGAGGAAGGCAGCGACGCACAACCGCCGCCCCCACCCCACGCCGAAGCCACGGAGCAACCACCCCCCGUCCCAAUGGACCAAGACGGGAGCCGGGAAGCAACCGCAGAACCCAUGGAGGACGGAGAAACCGCCGCCGCAGAUGCGUCCGAGGUCGCGGAUCCCAUGGAGGACGGGGAAACGGCAGGAGACUCCGCGGCGGCCGCGGAGCCCAUGGAGGACGACGCGCCCACGUCCUCGCCGACCCCGUCGGCGCCGUCCGCCACCGCGGCCGUCGACGACUCCACCAUCGCGCGGAAGCGCCGCCGCCGGAAGAAGCAGUUCCCUGGUAUGAUUCCCACGGCCGGCGUCCGCGUCCUCCGCGGAUCCUCCUCCUCCUCUGCCCACACGGCGGCGCAUCUGACCGGCGUCCCGCGCCGCCGGGGGCGGCCCCCGACAUCCUCUUCUCUCCGCCUCGCCCGGGAGCUCGACUCCGAGGCCCUCAUCGCUCUCGCCGCGGGGUUCCCCGCGGACUCCCUCUCCGAGGACGAGAUCGUUGCCGCUGUGCUCCCACGCAUUGGCGGCGCCGAGCAGGCCAACUACCUCGUCGUUCGCAACCACAUCGUCGCGCUCUGGCGCUCUAAUCCCCUUUCCCCAGUCGCACCCAACGCCGCGCUUGCUUCUAUUCGCGCUGAGCACGCGCCCCUUGUUGCCGCGGCGCAUUCCUUCCUGUCCGAGCACGCGUACAUCAAUUUCGGGCUCGCCCCCGCCGUCCUCUCGCUCCCCCCACGGUCUCCUCCAUCCUUUCCUCCCCCAUCGGUCCUCAUUAUUGGCGCUGGCCUUGCUGGUCUGGGCGCCGCGCGCCACCUUAUAGCACUAGGCUUCAAGGUGGCCAUCAUCGAAGGUCGACUACGACCCGGCGGCCGUGUGUUUACCAAGACAAUGUGUUCAUCUGCUGCAGAGUAUCCUGAUACAGUUGCUGCUGCUGACCUUGGAGGCAGCGUGCUCACCGGUAUCAAUGGGAAUCCCCUUGGUGUCAUUGCACGGCAGCUUGGAUUCCCGCUCCACAAAGUGCGGGACAAAUGCCCACUGUAUCUUCCAGAUGGCCGCCCAGUUGACCCCGACAUGGAUGCUCGUGUUGAGGCUGCUUUUAAUCAGCUUCUGGACAAGGUUUGCCAGUUGAGGCAGGUGAUUGCAGAUGGUGUGCCACAUGGUGUUGAUUUGUCACUGGGCAUGGCACUUGAGGCAUUCCGAGCAGCGCAUGGUGUUGCAGCUGAGCAUGAAGAAAGGAUGCUUCUGGACUGGCAUUUGGCGAACCUGGAGUAUGCUAAUGCUGCCCCUCUUGCUGAUCUCUCCAUGGCCUUCUGGGACCAGGAUGAUCCGUAUGAAAUGGGCGGAGACCACUGCUUUAUUCCUGGUGGAAAUUCUCAGUUUGUCCGUGCACUUGCUGAUGGCAUCCCGAUAUUCUAUGGGCAGAAUGUGCAAAAGAUACAGUAUGGGCGUGAUGGUGUGAUGGUGCACACUGAUAAGCAGUCGUUUCGUGGUGAUAUGGUUCUCUGUACAGUUCCUCUUGGCGUGCUCAAGAAGGGUGACAUCAAGUUUGUGCCUGAGCUACCUGCUCAGAAGAAAGAGGCCAUCCAGAGAUUGGGUUUUGGUCUGCUUAACAAGGUUAUGAUGCUGUUCCCUUAUGAUUUCUGGGAUGGUAGGAUUGAUACAUUUGGUCACUUGACAGAAGAUUCUUGUCAGCGUGGCGAGUUCUUCCUGUUCUACAGCUAUUCUUCUGUCUCAGGAGGGCCAUUGCUCAUUGCCCUUGUUGCUGGGGAAUCUGCAGUCAAGUUUGAGCAGGCUUCACCAAUGGAAAAUGUUGAGAAGGUGCUAGCAACACUUAGGAAAAUCUUUUCUCCCAAGGGGAUUGAAGUUCCAAACCCAUUGCAAGCAAUAUGCUCUCGAUGGGGUACCGACAGGUUUACUUAUGGAUCAUACUCAUAUGUGGCUAUUGGCGCUUCUGGUGAUGACUAUGACAUUUUGGCUGAGAGUGUGCAUGAUAGAGUUUUCUUUGCUGGGGAGGCAACAAAUAGGCGAUACCCCGCUACAAUGCAUGGAGCCCUGCUUAGUGGGUAUAGGGAGGCUGCUAACAUUUUAAGAGCAGCUAGAAGGAGAGCCAAAAAAGUGGACUCACCUGAGAAAAUGGAUGUUAAUGUUGAAGUAAAAGUGGAUGUCAACUGUGAAGUCAAAGACAAUGUUAAAGAUAGCAAUAUUGAUUUGGAUGAUCUCUUCCGUUCUCCUGAUGCUGCAUUUGGGGGCUUCUCAGUUCUCCAUGAUCCAUCUACCUCUGAACCAGAUUCAAUUUCCUUGCUGCGUGUUGGAAUUGGUGCUAGAAAGCUAGGUUCUGGUUCACUUUUCCUCUAUGGAUUAAUAGUGAGAAAGAAUGUAGCUGUGCUGGCUGCAAUUGAGGGUGAUGAACAACGGUUGAGUACAAUGUACCGAGAUUUUGGGACAAAACUUGUGGGAUUGGAUAGCUUGGGUGAUGCUGGGGAAAGUCUUAUCUCUCGGAUAAAGGCUGCUUCUAGGAAAUAAUGCCAAAUGGAGAAUAAUCAAAGUUCAUAUCACCACAUCAAACAAUGUGAGAUUCGAAUCAGCGCUUCUUGUUCGUAACUGCAUGUGAUCUGACCUUAGGGGGCUUAAGAUUUAUCUGCAUGAGUUGUUCCACUUCCACUUGCUUGGGAUUAAAAGGCUUUGUUGAUGUUGAUGAGUUGUUCCACUUCCACUUCCACCUAUAAUGCCAUGGGAAAUGUGGAGAACAAAAGGAUAUGAGGUUCUGGAUGACCCUAGCAUAUUAAUAUUCUGGUCUGUCAUUGCUAUUAUUCCGAGUAUCCCCCAAGACAUGAACUGUGAACUGGAGUGGCACGCAGGCGCAGCACAUUAUUUCAGAGAAUGAUCGCUUAUGUAUGAUUUCUCCUGUAGCGCCAAGGAUUCUGGGUCCACAUCCCGUUGCAUUAGCUGAACAUUGGCAGUCCGAUUCAAGAUGGAAACCUCAGCAAUAUUAGUCGGGCCACAGGUCUGCAAGAACACAAAACACAGGCUGUAUCAUUUUUAAAUCUUAAAAAAGUUUCCCUAGUUUGCUCGUUUCUCAUCGUUGCUACUAUCUUGUUUCCAAACAGAGCUUGUCUGUAGCAGUUGUAUUUAGAUGGCGAGCUCUUCAAGGCACCCUGCAAAUGUGUCUGUGAAUUGUGAUUAGUUGAAACCGUCAGGUGCUCUAGUCACUGUACCUGGCGCUAAUUGCUGCAGCUCUGUAUGAUCUUUCCGAAAGGUGCCAUUGGGUUCCUAUACUAUUAUCCCCGCUCACUUUGAUGCGGUCUGUCGUUUGUUCUUGGCAGUGAGCCAGUAAUGCAAUGCCAGGUUUGAAUCCUGCUGCUUUUGCGGCAGAUUUUA